AAAUUGCUAAAAUAUUUAAGUUUUUAUGGGUUUACAAACGAUUAAUAUAAUAUAUCUGAGUUAUGUAAAUAUCUUUUGCAAAAGCAUACAGAAGAUGAUGUGAGAAUAACAAGAAAUUCUAUAAAUAUCCGAUGACCUACGUCUUCAGCAUGGAGAGUAUAAUAGAUACGUACACAUCAAGUUUUGUCAAACUAAGUACACAGUCUAUUAUUUAGGAAUGACGACUGAGGCUGAGUUUCUACCCAUUAUUAGGCUUCAGGCUGACGAUACAACCGCAUUUCUUCGCGCAGCUCGAUCUGGAAACCUCGAAAAAGUCAUCGAAUAUCUAGACACUGAUUUAGAUAUCAAUACAGCUAACUCGAACGGUCUAAACGCUUUGCAUUUAGCAUCGAAAGAUGGACACGUUGAGAUAGUGACGGAACUUUUGAAAAGGGGUGCAAAGGUCGACGCUGCGACAAAGAAAGGCAAUACCGCAUUGCACAUAGCAUCUUUAGCUGGUCAAGCGGAAAUAGUUAGUAUUCUUAUUCAAUAUGGUGCUGCGGUUAAUAUUCAAUCGCAAAAUGGAUUCACACCAUUAUAUAUGGCGGCCCAAGAGAAUCACGAUCAGGUCGUCAAGCUGUUGCUUAGCAAUGGAGCCAAUCAAAGCCUCGCUACGGAGGAUGGAUUCACCCCGCUUGCUGUUGCUAUGCAGCAAGGCCACGACAAAGUCGUCAGUGUACUUUUGGAAAACGAUUCGAAAGGAAAAGUCAGGCUACCGGCGCUUCAUAUCGCCGCUAAAAAGGACGAUUGUAAAGCCGCCGAUUUACUUUUGCAGAACGACCACAAGCCGGAUGUCACGUCUAAGAGUGGCUUCACGCCUCUCCACAUUGCUGCUCAUUAUGGAAACGAGGAGAUAGCACGUUUGUUAAUUAAACGUGGUGCUGAUGUGAACUAUUUGGCAAAACACAAUAUCAGUCCUCUUCAUGUAGCAGCGAAAUGGGGCAAAAAUAACAUGGUAAAAAUCCUGUUAGAAAACUCGGCACAAAUAGAUGCAAAAACUAGAGAUGGUUUAACUCCAUUACAUUGUGCUGCACGAUCUGGACAUGAGGAAGUUGUUAAUACUCUCCUUGAGAACUCAGCACCAAUCAGUGCACGUACAAAGAAUGGUUUAGCACCCUUGCAUAUGGCCUCUCAAGGAGAUCACGUGGAUGCUGCUAGGGCAUUACUCUAUCAUCGUGCACCAGUGGACGAAGUAACGAUCGAUUAUUUAACUUCGCUACAUGUAGCCGCACACUGCGGCCACGUUAGAGUCGCGAAAUUGCUUUUGGAUAGAAAGGCGGAUCCAAAUGCACGAGCUUUAAACGGUUUUACGCCUUUGCACAUCGCUUGCAAGAAGAAUCGUAUAAAGGUCGUCGAGUUGUUGCUGAAACAUGGCGCAUCGAUCGAGUCUACGACAGAGUCCGGACUGACUCCCUUACACGUGGCCAGUUUUAUGGGAUGCAUGAAUAUCGUGAUAUUCCUACUACAACACGAAGCCAAUCCCGACGUGCCAACUGUUAGGGGAGAAACACCCCUACACCUGGCAGCUAGAGCUAAUCAAACCGAUAUUAUUCGAAUUUUAUUAAGAAAUGGAGCCAAAGUCGAUGCACGUGCUAGGGAACAACAAACACCGUUGCACAUCGCAUCCAGAUUGGGUAACAUCGAUAUAGUUAUGUUACUCUUGCAACACGGUGCAGCCGUUGACACAACAACGAAAGAUAUGCACACGGCAUUGCACAUUGCAGCAAAGGAAGGUCAGGAGGAGGUGGCCGCUAUUCUAGUGGAGAAUAAUGCUUCGGUAAAAGCCACAACGAAAAAUGGUUUUACGCCGCUCCACAUAGCGGCCAAAUAUGGCAAUAUGAACGUGGCAAAGAUCCUUCUACAAAAGGACAGCAAGCUUGAUGCUCAAGGAAAGAACGACAUUACACCACUGCAUUUGGCUUGUCAUUACGAUCACCCAAAUGUCGCGAAUCUUCUAUUAGAGAAAGGUGCUUCACCCCAUCUUGCAUCACAGAAUGGACAUACUCCGUUACACAUCGCUGCUCGUAAAAAUCAGAUGGACAUUGCUUCUACUCUGUUGGAAGGCGGAGCGAACGCAAAUGCCGAAUCUAAGGCAGGAUUCACGCCUUUACAUUUGAGCUCACAAAAGGGUCAUUACGAUAUGACGAAUUUACUUAUUGAGCAUGGAGCUGAUCCAAACCAUAAAGCUAAGAAUGGUCUAACAGCGUUGCACCUCUGUGCUCAAGAAGAUUUCGUCAGAGUCGCUUCUAUUCUUGUAAAAAAUGAUGCCAAUGUCGAAAGUCAAACCGAGACUGGUUAUCGACCAAUUCACGUUGCCGCACAUUUUGGAAAUCUCUCGAUGAUACGAUUUCUAUUAAAACACAAUGCUGAGAUCGACGUAAGAACGGCUCAAAAUUACACACCUCUUCAUCAAGCCGCGCAACAGGGUCACGCUCAUGUUGUUAGUGCUCUAUUAGAAGGGAAUGCUUCGCACAAAGCUCGUACAAACGAUGGCUUGACUGCUUUAAAUAUUGCUCAAAAGUUAGGAUAUAUAUCAGUGAUGGAAGUAUUGAAAGGAAUGCCUUACGAUAAUUUAGUUCCGGAUAAUAAAAAUUGGGAAGAAAAGUACAAAGUUAUAGCACCAGAGAGUUUGCAAGAAACGAGUCUCAUGUCCGAUUCGGAUGACGAGGGUGCUUCGGAUGCAUUGAUUAGCGAGCAACCAUACAAAUAUCUUACCGCGGAUUUAAUGAAGAGCCUACGAGAUGAUUCCUUACCAAUCGAUGUGACGAAGGACGACCCAAUACACAGACAAGUUACAAAAGAAGAAAAACAGGAAUUCACCCAAAGCAAUAAUUACUGUCUGGCAGAAAACUUUGACAGUAAUGAUGCAUUGAAUUUGGGGAGACUUCACUUCCGAUCAUUUUUAGUGAGUUUCCUCGUGGAUGCACGAGGUGGUGCAAUGAAGGGUUGCAGGCACAGUGGUGUACGAAUAAUUGUUCCACCCCGUAGAGCAACGAUGCCGUUACGGGUAACGUGUAGAUUAGUAAAACCUAGUAAAGUAGCUAAUCCACCGCCUCUAAUGGAAGGUGAAGCUUUAGCAACUCGAAUUAUAGAGAUGGGUCCAGUUGGAGCAAACUUUUUAGGGCCAGUAUUGAUCGACAUACCACAUUUUGCAUCGAUCCGUGGCAAAGAGAGAGAAAUUAUUAUUCUUAGGAGUGAAAAUGGAGAAACAUGGAAGGAACAUGAUAAUUCCGUUGAUAAUGACGAUACUUUGCUUAAUACACCACAUGAUCCCCAAAUGAAUGCAGCCCAUUCCGGCAGAAUAACUCGUAUAAUAACGACUGACUUUCCUCAAUAUUUCGCGAUAGUGACUAGAAUCAAGCAAGAAGUACACGUAAUAGGAGCCGAAGGUGGAAUUUUAAUGUCCAGUGUAGCAAACGACGUUCAAGCCGUAUUUCCACCUGGUGCUCUGACGAAAAAAAUUAAAGUUGGCUUACAAGCACACGUCAUCCCUGCGGAGCUUACAGCCAAACUUUUAGGUAACUGUGUUGCUGUAUCACCAGUCAUUACAAUUGAGCCCAGGAGAAGAAAGUUUCACAAGCCGAUUACCUUGACAAUACCCGUACCACAAGCUGCAAACAAAGGAAUGAUCAAUCAAUACGGAGGCGAAACACCAACUUUACGAUUGCUUUGCAGCAUCGCUGGUGGUACCAGUGAAGCUCAAUGGGAAGAUGUUACUGGUUCAACACCAUUGACGUUCAUGAACGACCGUGUGUCCUUUACAACUACAGUUUCAGCUAGGUUUUGGCUGAUGGAUUGUAGGAAUAUUAGCGAAGUUCCAAAAAUGGCGACGGAACUAUAUAAAGAAUCUUUGUUUGUACCUUACAUUACAAAUUUCGUGAUAUAUUCAAAACGGAUGGAUACUCUCGAAGCUACAUUAAGAAUAUUGUGCAUGACUGAUGGCAAGGAAGGAAUGCACACAUUGGAAAGACAAGAAGAGUUCUUAGAGAUUGUAAAGAGUCGUGAUGUCGAGGCUCUACAUGGAAAAGAUCUUUACAUCGAAUUCAGCGGAAACCUAAUACCAGUCACAAAAUCAGGAGUACAAUUAAAGUUUACUUUUAAAGCUUUCCGUCAGAAUCGUCUAUCGUUUCACGUUAAAGUAAGAGAUCCACUUUUGGAUCCUGUAGCAAGAAUGUUGUUUAUGCGCGAGCCCAAAGUUGCAAAGGGUGAACCACCACAGCAACCAAUUUGUGUACUGAAUAUCGUCUUACCUGAGGUUACGAGCAAAAUUGAAAUUCAGAAGAAACUAACAGCAGUGUACGAAGAUUCGAAUAUCAUAAGUCAAAAAAUGGACUUUUACAAAUCAAAAUACGGUAUGGAACAGAAGGAGAAGGGAGACCAGCCAAAAGACACGUCACCUUCAGAGGAAAAAUUCAUUGCCGAUACUCUACAGAAAGAACAAACAGAUGCCGCUACUAUCCACGAAUCCUUUGCACAAAAAGCGGCUUGUCCCCUAGAAUCCGUAGAUGCUAGUUAUCCCAAUAAAGUAGCCGGCCAACAAGAGCACGAUCUUUCGCCUAGCGUCGAAAAGCAAACAUAUUCGGAGAAGCGAAAAUUUUGGGAGGAUAUAUCAAAGAAGAGAGAGAGUUAUCAACGUUCCGAAUCCGAGGUAUCAAGGACCUCACAAUUGACGGUCAACGAGAGUGACAGUGAGUAUAUGCAAAAUGUCGUAUCGGAGGAAGAGAUAACUGAGGUAACAUCUGUUGGCUCGGAUACUAUGGAAAAUGUUAAUAUCCCUGAUAUUUCGGAAUGUUCCGUGGCAGAGAAGGCACAUUAUUUUGAGGAACAAAUACAAAAGGAAUUGAGUAAGGUACCGGCUAAAUUGCAACAGCAGGAUUCUGUGAAACUUGAAAAAGAUAAAAGUGUUAAGGUUAAACGAACGGAAAAGUCUAUUGAUGUUGGCCAAGUGGAAACGACGAGAGAUGUGGAACACGAGGGGAAAGAAUUAAAGUCGAGUCAUGUAGAAGAGAAGGAUAAGGACGAAAGUGAUAAAUUAAGGAAGGAAGACUUUAAAGGUGAAGAGAUUAUAUAUAAGGAAAGGAUCGAUGAGUUUGUUAGGAAGGAAUAUCAGGAGAAAUUAGUUGUCGGUUUGGAAAAAAAGGUUGAGCUGCACCGAGAAGUAAGGGAUAUAGAGGACAAGAAAGAAGAUGAAAGGAAAGAAUCCGGACUAAAGAAGAAAAAGGAAGAAGAGGAAAUUAAGAAGAAGGCAGCUGAACUACAGAAAAAGCUAGAGGAAGAAGAAGCAAAGAGGAAAGAGACUGAAUUGAAGAAGAAACACGAAGAAGAGGAAGCAAAGAAAAAAGAAGCUGAACUAAAGAAGAAACAAGAAGAAGAAGAAGCAAGAAGGGUAAAGAAAAAAGAAACUGAAUUGAAAAAGAAACAAGAGGAAGAUGCGAAGAAAAGUGAAUCAAAGAGGAAAGAAGAAAUGGAACUUCAAAAAGAAGCAUAUGAGGAAUUGGAAAAACACAUCGAAAAAGCUACAUUGGUACAAAUUUUACCAGAACAAUUGGAGAGGUCGAUCGAGGAAGCUAGGGAAAUACAUCAGAAAGAAUUACCAGAGCAUAUAGACAGAAUCGUCGAAAAACACGAGUUGGAACUUCAAAAAGAAUAUUUAAUGGAACGUGGAGAAUCAUCGACGGAAUCGCCAAAGCACUCUAUGGAAAUUGCAGGUAAAGAAAGUGAAUUGAUGCAGAUACAUUCAAAACAGACGGAGCAUAAAGAAGAUAUUUCAAUGCAAGAUAAGGGUUUGGGUAAGGAUAUGUCAACUGGGAGACGUGUUAUAAAGGAAGAAACAACUAUAAUAUGGAAGGUUCAAGAAGAUGGAAGCUUAGUGCAAGAAAAAGUGACAAAGACCGUUCAGAUCGAAGGGGAUGAAGAUGUGCCUGUAACCACAGAAAUAAUGAAUGUUCCUGAAACUAGUUUAGAACCAAAAGUGCUAUACGAAGCACAUUAUACUGCUGCUGAUUUGGAGGAAAAGUUGAAGGAGGAUACUAAGAUCGAAAUAAGUAAAAAAGAUCAAGUUACUGCGUUUAUUCCGGAAGUACAAAAAGAAAAGACUGAAGAUUUAGAAAAAGAAAAAUUAGAAGAGGAUAAGAUUCCUCUUCAAAAGUCCACGAUAGAAAGUGAUAGUAAGCUAACGAAAAAAGAAUUUGAAUCGCGUAUACCGAUUUCGAUGGCUAAAGUUGAAAAAGAUAGAAAUCACAAAGAAUCGAGAAGCAAAACUUCGACAGAGUCGAAACGUUUGUUAGAGAAAUCAGAAAUCGAUAAAUCGAGCGCACCACAGGAAGAGCCUAGCAUCACAUCACCCGUGGAUAAGAAGAAAGAAUUUGAAUCUCGUAUUCCUAAACGUAUCAUAGAUACUUCUGCAACUAAAUCGUUUGAGAAAGAUAUUAAAAAGGGAUAUCACGUUAAGACGGAAACGGAAACUUGCACGGUGACCGAGAAGAAAUCCUCCAGCCAAGAAACAACUUCCAAGAGUGAAACUCAAACGUUUUCUAAAACUUUUACCGAUCCACAUAAAGCAUUUAAAUUGCUCGAGGAUAUGAGCGAGAAAGAUACAAUAAAACUAUCUAAAGUCGAUCAUAAAGCUUCCAGUAAGUUAGAAAAGAAAGAAGUUGUAUCUUCCGAAAUUUCUAAAGGCACGGACAAAUAUAUCGUGCACGAAGAAAAAGAACAAAUCGAAUGUAAGAAACUAUCAGAAUCCAAAAUGAAAAAGGAAUCGUCGACUGAAACUGUAGAAAAAGAGGAAAGUAAAAGCAAGAAAGUAGACGAAACGGCUGUUCAAAAGAUGUCGAUAAAUUUACAAGAUGGACAAGAAACGAUCGAUGCAAGCGCUUCGAAAAAUAGAGUCGAAGCCAAGAAGGAACAAUUAUCUAAAAAACUUGAAGACAAGGAAGGUAUAAUGACUGAGGAAUCUGGAGUCAGUAGACUGAAGGAAAGUGAUAUCGAUAUAGCCGUUAGAAUACAUAAAGAGGAUGUUGAAAAAAAGAAAGUUGAAGACACCGGAGAACCUCCAGUGACAUCUAAAAUAUUCGAAGACUUAGGAAAAGUGGAAAUGGUAACUAAAGGAGAGUCGCAUAAAGAAACUGUUGAAAGUUUCGAUGCAAGACACUUUAUACCUAGCAGCAAAGUAGAAGAGAAGUUGGUAUCCGUUGAAAAAGAUGGAAAGCCAGAAGAAAAAGCUCAAGUCCUGAGCCAUGAAACUUUGGAAGAAAAACAACGACGUGCUGCAAAAGAAAUAGAGGCUAGGCAAAUAGUGGAGUGUCUUAUAGAAUCGAUCGAAAAUGAAAUAACAAAAAGAUCGUCUAUAACGGAAGAUCCGAAAGCUGCCAUCAUUGACAGUAAUUAUUUACAGCAAGUUAUUAAAGAAAGCGUGGAAACGGAUCAUGAAAAGUUAGCUGAUGAUUUAACGAAAAAAUUCGAAAGUAUUAUGAAGAGGACAAUGGACGAAGAAUUGGUAGAAUCUACAAAGGACACUGACUCUACCGCGGAAUCGGCAAAACUAAGAUCGUCUAUACACGAAGAAGAGAAAAGAUCUACCAGAGAUAGCAUGAGUAUAAGCGAGGAUAUAACGAAGGACGAAGAGUCUUCGAUUCACGAUAAAGACGAAAGCUUCCUUUUAUCUUCGUCACAGGCAAGAUUACCUGAGAGAGACAUCACAAUGAGUCCAAGUAGUAUAUCGGAUCAAAUAGAGUUGGAAGAAACGAUGGACGUUGAUACGAAUGAACUUGAAGACAUUACCAAGCCAACUUCGAGUCCACAAUCAGAAAAAUUACGUUCUGAUAGAUCUAGCGCGCAAGCUGAAUCGUUACAGAGAGAAUCAUACGAACCUCAAUACGAUAUCAGCUUGCCAAAGGAUAGAAUAUAUGACGUUUCUGGAGCUAGAGUAUUGGAGAUCGUUGAACCAGGUAUCGAUAGUCAAUCGAGACAAGAUUCCGUCGAUGUGCCAUCUUUAGAAAUGGACGAAUAUAAAAUUUCUGAAGAUACAGGAAAAACUAUUUCAUCCCUGCACGAAAGUGCAGCCGUAGAUUCUUUGGAAAGGAUUGCUCAAGAACGCGAUAUGACUUUUAGUCCUAGUACAGUAUCGGAAGACAUUAACGUUGACUACUCCCUGGUACACGAACAGAUCCCUACGACAACAACGGAAAAAUACGAAGUCAGUGUAAAAAGAGCUGAUAGUUUUGAAAUCGAAAGUCCACCUCUUGUUUCACCAAGAUUAAAAAUAAGGCACGAUCUUGAAAUAAAGCCAGUCAAUUGGAUGAUCGGUGAUGAGAAAAUCGAAAUAUCUGAGACCCUACAACCUUCGCAGGUCUUCAAUCAAGAAUUAGAGGAAUAUGAGACGACUAUAAAGAAGCAAAGAUUAUCUUCCCAAAGCGAAUCAGCUGAUUUGGAACAAGAAUCUGCUACAAAAUCUUCAGAAGAUCCAAGUGUUAUAGAAUCUAUCAAGGAAUCUGUAACAACAGGAGAUACAACGGUGACCACAGUAAUUAAAACAAAAAAGUUUACCGUCAUCCCUGUCAGUGAUCAAGACAUAGAGAGUGAAUUAAUAGAAAAUAAAUUAGAAGUUAGCUGUCAAGAAUUAGUGGAUACUUUAAAACGUGAAUAUGAAGCUAAAACACCUACCGAAGAUUUAACUGUCAGUAUACGGCGACCUUUAUCCUUAGAAGAAGCGAAAAUAAAAUUAAGUGAAAUGAAACUAGUGGAAUUAAGUAAAAUCGAGACAACUACCGAUCAACUUGAAAUUUCUACCGAAAAAGAAAGCAUUGACACUGCUAAAGAAAUUACGUCCGUCUCUGAAGAAAAAUCAGAAACUAAAGAAGAAGUUACGGAGCAAAUUGGGAAAGACGAAGAGACCGGUGGAGAGCCAUUAAUAGAGAAAUACGAGGAUGAUACAGUAAAGGAUACUACUAUGAGCAAAAUUGGGCUUAGCUUGGAGGAGGUAGCAGAACCAUUGAAGGAAGAUGUAAAGCUUUUGGAAGACACCCAAACGCAAGAUAUUGCUGCUGGAGAAACAUUGGAGGAUGAUGUUGAUAAGGCUGUCCACGUGGACGAUCUCGCGAAAAAAUGGACGGAACCGAGCCUAACAAAAAUAAAAAUUUCUAGCGAUGACUAUAAAAGACACGUUGAGAAAGGUUUCGAAAAACGUGAGAAAGCAGCAAGAGCCAGCACGGUAACUUCUUCCGAUACAUGUGCCUUUAAACUAAAGAAAGACGAUCUUCCAGGUGUUGAUUUAAGCACGCGAUAUGCAAUUACAGUUCUAGAUCAAGUAGUUAAGAAAGAAAUAGCGGAGGUGAAGGAGUCCUUAGAGGCCGCGAGGCAAGACUUGAUAGAAGAACUCAGUGAGAACAGUGAGACUGUAAUACAAAUCAAAGACUCGCCUUCUGAAUUUCGAUUCAAAUUACAACCAGAAUCUAUACCCAAUGAUUUACCCUUUUUAUACAGACCUCCAUCUUUGGAACAGAUCGCCGUAGAUAUCGAAGGUAUGAAGACGGAGUCGUUGAUAACGAGCGAGGAAAAGCCUGAUGAAUCGAAAAGAGAUGAGAAAGAAAUUCCAGCUACGGAAAGUGGAUCGGAAGAAAUCGAGCUCGAAGCAUCCGGCGACGAAAUGGACAAAGAAAAGGUAUGUAUGGAUAUUGAGAUGGAGCUAGACAAGUCUGAAACGGAAACUCUAUCUGCCGUCCAUGAAGAGAGUAAAGAAGACGACGAUACGCGUCCUAGUCCCGUACCAGCCAGCAGAUCAUGCUCAGACGUAGAGUACAAAGACGAGAGUUCCUCCUCCUUGCAUCCACCUCAACCAGUACCAAGGAGACGACAUAAACCUGCACGGGCAUCGAAAAAAGUUACUUCCGAAAGUGAGGUCGAUCCUGGUUCCAGUUCGGGCGAGAGUAGCAACUAUCAAUCUUGCGACUACGAAAUUGGCAGUGGAAGUAGACCAAGUUCUUCCGAUGUAGAAGCCCUCCAGUCCGCUACGAUGCCACCAUCGGGAACAACUUCCGAGUAUGAGACAGCGAUGAUGUCCGUUGAACACUCCACCACCUCAAGGCCAACUUCUCAAGAAUAUCAAACUGCCGUGAGUACAUUAAGUUCUCGCGAAUCUAUGAAAUCUUUAAGUUCGUUUAGUUCAGGCCAUCUUGGUAGUAUCGAUAGUACCAGCGAGUUAUCAGAAACAUUGGUAGCAUCUGAAGCGGAUGCUGACAAGGGCGAAGAACACGAAGAUUUGGAACGUGCGUUUGACGAAGAACAUGCCGAAUCCGAUUCCUCUGGAAGCGAUAUACCUAUGGACGAUGCGAUGGACAAAAUCGAUAGCAACAUACCUUGUCGAAUGAAGCGAUCGUCGGAGAUGAUAUUUCAACAGAUCAUGGACGAUAACGCCGCUCUCGAUACGGAUUUAGAUGAGCCUAUUUUGGAGCAAGACACGAAGGGAGUCGAUUUUGCGACGUCUGCUUUUGUUGUAACACCUGGUGCCGUGCAAUCGGUAGAUAUAAUGACGGCUAGGGUUACGGAAGACGGCGUUCAAAGCGUAUCCACCCAGGUAAUCUCGACCCAAGUAACGACGUCAACAACUGAGAUACCUGCUGAAGAAACUACAUUGAAAACUACAGUGGGAACAGAAAUUGAUGAUAAACCAUCGGACGAGUCGCUCGAAAUGCCAAGUAUGGAACCAGAUUCUUUGGAACCGAAAUCUGGGAUAAGUGUUACAGCGGAUGAGAGUACUGAAACGGUGAUGCAAACAUCAGCGCGCUCGAUAAUACAGCAAGCAAGCAUGUCUACAUCUUCGACCUCCGGACUGUCUCUUGAUACAGUUAUAGAAAAAGCAAAAUCCGAACGAUCCGAAUCACCGGGUAGUGAUUCUUUUGAACUAGUCGAUAAGCCUGACAUUAUAGAUGACUUUGUUGUGAUCGAAGAAGUUGGACGUGAAGCAGAAGAAUUUGAUUCUGAAGGUAAAAGUAUACGUAUUACCGCAAUACCUCAAGUUAGUAGUAAACAAUAUGAUCGAGACUUGGAGAACUUAAUUACCGAGAAUAAAGAAGACUCUCAAGUAUCCACGAGUCAAACCUCGCGGAACAAUGAACUGUUCGACUUUGAAUCCGAAGAAAGUCCACCUCAAGCAUCCAACGACGAUCAAUAUUCUCAAUCUUAUUCGGACGAGGAACCGUACGAAACUGGUAAGAAAUGGAUUGAGAUGCAAUUUCAUGCGGACGCAAGAGUCUACGAUAUUGAAUACGAUCGUGGUCCCUUAGAAGAUAUCAAAGAAGAAGAGAUUACUGAUUUCGAGGCUGGUAGUAGUCGAUUUGGAAGUUUAGGAAGUCACAAAGAGUCAAUAGGAAGUGUUGGUAGCAUGCGUGGUAGUUUUGGUAGUACUCCGGAUUAUGAUGUUCUAGCUGGUAAAAAAUACUUCACUAAACCUUCGGAUCACGAUACUGUAUCCCUCAGUUCGUUGCAGGAAUUCGAACAUCUGGAGAGUGCCGUAGCGGCAGAAAACUCGAAAAGAUUGCAAUGUGGUUCUCAAGAUUCUAUUAAUAAUGGGAGUCUUCCAAGAAGGUAUAUGACUGGUCGAUCUGGUCAUGGAGAUGAUAUUUCUCUGUCUUCGUUAAAAGAUUUUGAAGGGCUAGAAAGAGCUUGUCGAGAAGCUCACUUAAUUGAACUUCGUGCUAGGGAGGAAGAAGAUCUUUUAGAACAUGAAAGUCCUGAAAAUAGAUACAAAAUGGAAAGUCUUCAACGUAAAUCGGAAAUUAGUGCGACGGGCUCGAUUAAUCCAAGCACUUCUGGCUCGGAUGACUAUGAGAAAAGAAUAAAGGAAAUUGAUGAGAUUAUACGUAUAGCUCAGUCUAACGUAGAGAGAUUAGACCGACAGGAUGAUACUACAGAAGAUAUUUCACAAAUAGAAAUUACGGAUAUUGAAAAAACUGGUUCAGAAGCUAUUGUACCAGUGGUAACAGAAGCUGAGGAUAUCCAACGUGCCAAAGAUACAAAUAUCAUGGAGACAAGUACAGAUUCAUUAGAAUUGGAAGAUAAUGCGGAUAAAAAACAUCCCUUAUGUCAAAGUUCAGAUUCUUUAGAAAUGAAAACAACAUUAGAUUUCCCAUCUUUAAGUUCUGACUCAUUGAAUAAUGUCAGGGAUACUAGAGACGCUCAACUUGACGUAGCAGAACAAUUUAGCAAUGGAAGACGUAUGUCAUCAGACUCUUUGGACGUACCUAUUAUUGAACAACCUGAUAAUGAAAUACAAGAAGAAAGUAAUAAUCGUUCUGAAAGACCAGCAGUUGAUAACUCUGUAGGACAAAGUUCGUCAACGGAAACAAAUAUUGCUAAACAAGAUACAACAAAAUUGCCACCAAGUAGUAAAACAUAAAAAAAAAUAUGAUCCAUAUAGAUAGAGGACUAUGAUGAUGAAUUUCACACGACUUCAUAAAUAUACUACAAAAUAAUUCAAGAAGCUUUACAUGUAAAACAUGAUAUCAAGAGUAAUAUACUACAGAACUUGUGCAUUGUGGAUAUAUAAAACAUUGUAUUUAUGUUUGUUUUUGUAGCAUCUUCUAAAAAUAUUUGUAUUAAUAUGCUUAAAUAAGAUAGUUACAAUAUUCAGAAUAUAAUGUUGUUGUGCAAAUGA
This is a messenger RNA of Vespula pensylvanica (western yellowjacket), 12688 nucleotides long. Its product is annotated as ankyrin-2-like. Bases 218 to 12430 code for a protein of 4070 amino acids. The record is from RefSeq and is a predicted model, not a curated record. Gene Ontology annotation, molecular function: protein binding. The transcript has 29 exons. NCBI's taxonomy places the organism in Eukaryota, Metazoa, Arthropoda, Insecta, Hymenoptera, Vespidae.